CAAAAUUCAUUUCUCUCGUUAAGUAUCGCAGCGGCAAUCCGCUUUAUUUAUAUACACGUAAUGUUUCGGUCAAUUCUCAUCACAUAACUGAGCGUCAUCAUUACGAAUUACCACAUGAAGGCCGAUAGAACAAUCAACUCGAAAUAUCGAACAAAAAGUAUCAGUCUGAAACCGUCAUUUGCGAGAAAGUAUAGGCGCGGUAGCUUUAUUAUUCGCAUAAAUUUGCGUGAUUAGCAAUGGUACUUAAGCUUUUUUAUGACGACGUGUGUCCGACUAGUCGUGCCGUACUUUUGACUGUGAGAGCAUUGGACUUGGCAAUUGACCUGCAGGAAGUGAAUUUUUUUAGUAAGGAACAAAACUCAGAAUUAAUUAAGUUAAAUCCUUUGGAGAGGCUUCCAACUUUAGUUGAUGAUGAAUUAGUAAUAAGCGACGGACACGCGAUUUGCGCGUAUCUUGUAGCAAAAUUUGGAUCUAACUCGAACUUAUACCCCCAAGAAUUAAACAAGCGAGCGGUGGUUGACGAGAAAUUAUAUUUUAAUUCCAACGUGCUUCUUCCACGACUAGAUCAUUUACUGUUUCCGAUAUUGUUAUUUGGUGUCAAAGAAAUACCGAAGGAGAAACUGUACGCGUUGAAAGAAGGGUAUCAAAUUUUGGACACGUUCCUCGAACGGGGGCCAUUUUUAUUGGGAGAAACAGUUACAAUUGCAGAUUUCUGUUGUGUGUCAUCAAUUAGUACAUCCAGUAUACUGUUACCGGUAUCUUCAGAGAUGUACCCUACACUGUUUAAGUGGUAUCAAAAGUGCAAAGCCCUACCAUACUAUGAUAAGGCCAAUGGGGUUGGGUUAAAUAAAGCCGACACUCUCAUCCAAAAUAAACUUGGAGGCGCUUACUGCAAGAUAAUUAGUUGAGGGCAAAUAUUGCGCUACUGCAAUGCUUAUGGGUUUUUUUACUUAUUUAUGCAUGAAUUAUGGGCAUGUUCCGUGUGUGGUGAACGGGAAAACGUGCGUCACUCAUAAUAAUUUAUGUCUAUGAGGAUGUGCAUUACUUACACGCUGUUUUUUUGUGUACCUACUACAUUCAAAAUGUCGAUAUCUGUGUCUCAUUAAACGCCUGAAGGGCAA
Messenger RNA from Photinus pyralis (common eastern firefly), 1121 nucleotides. Its product is annotated as glutathione S-transferase 1-like. Bases 237 to 908 code for a protein of 223 amino acids. Gene Ontology annotation, biological process: glutathione metabolic process. The transcript has 3 exons. The record is from RefSeq and is a predicted model, not a curated record. NCBI's taxonomy places the organism in Eukaryota, Metazoa, Arthropoda, Insecta, Coleoptera, Lampyridae. Gene Ontology annotation, molecular function: glutathione transferase activity.